Messenger RNA from Anolis carolinensis (green anole), 4897 nucleotides. RefSeq names its product zinc finger protein 420. The transcript is spliced from 5 exons. The coding region runs from base 98 to 2872 and encodes 924 amino acids. Lineage: Eukaryota; Metazoa; Chordata; Lepidosauria; Squamata; Anolidae. Gene Ontology annotation, biological process: regulation of transcription by RNA polymerase II. Gene Ontology annotation, cellular component: transcription regulator complex; chromatin; PcG protein complex. The record is from RefSeq and is a predicted model, not a curated record. Gene Ontology annotation, molecular function: DNA-binding transcription factor activity, RNA polymerase II-specific; RNA polymerase II cis-regulatory region sequence-specific DNA binding.
AGGCGCUGUAGUUCCGCCUCUGCCUUGCCCCCCCCCCUGUCUUCCUCGACGUCACUUCCGGAGAGAAGAAGCCGCCCUCAGGGAAGCAGGUUGCAAAAUGGCCUCGAAGGCCCUCUCCGGAUGCCCUUUUUCUCAGGAUCGGGGGGAAAGGGCCACAACGGAGACCCCCGACCCCAUUAUUUGGGGUCUCACAAAAGGAUCUCAAGGGAACCCGGUCCGCGUCUCCUUUGCGGAAGUGGCGGUGCUCUUCUCCGAGGCGGAGUGGGGCCUCCUGGGUCCGGAGCAGAGGAGCCUCUACAAGGAGGUCAUGAUGGAGAACUAUGGCCACACCACCUCUCCAGGAUCCCCGAAGCCGGCCCUCAUUUCCCGCUUGGAGGACGGAGGAGACCCUUUCGACCUGGGAUGGAUGGACAGGGACGGGCCUGCAGGAGGCAAUGAGAAAGAAGACGUGUUUCUCCCAGAGGCAGCCAGGCACGAAGCAGGCAAAGAAGGAUUGUGGAGUGAACCGAGUGUCCAAAGGGACCGAUCCAAGAAAGGAAAGAAGAAGCCAUUGACUUCUCAGAGGAUAGAGAAUAGCGAAAUCCAGGAUCCUCCGGAAAGUCACCACCAAGCGUGUCCUGUCUGCGGGAAACUGUUCAGAUUUAAAUCUCAGUUUGUUAUCCAUUGGAGAGUCCACUCAGGGGAGAAGCCCUACAAAUGCACAGAAUGUGGGAAGAGCUUUGGCCAGCUCUCGUGCUUAAAUUCGCACCGAAAGCUCCACUCGGGGAAGCCCUAUCAAUGCCCGGAAUGUGGAAAGAGCUUCAUCAAAAGGUCUGCCCUUACCAUACACGAAAGAGUCCACACAGGAGAGAAACCCUAUCAAUGUGUGGCAUGUGGGAAGAGGUUCACGGCAAACUCUGCCCUUGCAGUACACCGAAGGAAACACACAGGAGACGGGCAUUAUCCGUGCGCGGAAUGCGGAAUGAGCUUCGCUGCUAACUGUGCCCUUAGGAUACAUCAGAGGAAACACUCAGGAGAGAAACCGCAUCAGUGCCCCGAAUGUGAAAUGAGUCUCCCGAAUAAGAAAGCCUUCACUCGGCACCAAAGGACUUGCCGAGGGGAGAAACCCUACAAAUGCAUGGAGUGUGGGAAGAGCUUCAGGUGGUCCCAUAAUCUGCGUUCGCAUCAGAGGACUCACACGGGGGAGAAACCCCAUAGGUGCAUGUUUUGCGGCAAGGGGUUUAUCGAUAGCGGGUCGUGUAUUAAACACCAAAGGAUCCACACAGGGGAGAAGCCCUAUAAAUGUACGGAGUGUGGGAAGGCCUUUGUGAGCAGUGGGUCGUGUCUCAAACAUGAAAGGACCCACACCGGGGAGAAACCCUAUCCAUGCAUGGAAUGUGGGAGGAGGUUCACUCAGCGGGAAAGCCUGUACGCACAUCAAAGGACCCAUGACGGAGAGAAGCCGUUCAAAUGCUUGGAGUGCGGGAAGAGCUUCAGCCAGAGCAGCCAUCUGACUUUACACCAGAGAACCCACGCAGGAGAGGAACCACGUCAGUGCAAGGAGUGUGGAAAUGGAUUGUGCGAUUGUAGUACAAUCCAUACAGGGGACCAACCUUAUAAAUGCGUGGAGUGUGGAAUGAGCUGCAGAAAGGAGGAAUGCGCUAGCCAUCAGAGAAGCCACAUCGGGGAGCGGCCAUAUCAAUGCGUGGAAUGUGGAAGGAGCUUCAAUCAAUGCGAAAAUCUCCAUGCGCAUCAGAGGACCCACACCGGGGAGAAGCCAUUCAAAUGCUUGGAAUGUGGGAAAGGCUUCAACCAGAGUGGGAACCUCACACUACACAGGAGAACCCACACCGGGGAAAAACCGUACCAGUGCGCGGAGUGUGGAAAGCGGUUCAGUAACCGCAGUACGUUGAAGAUGCAUGAAAGGAUCCAUACCGGGGAGCGGCCUUAUAAAUGCACGGAAUGUGGAAAGAGCUUCAGUCGGGGCGAGAUUCUGAUCGUACACCAGAGGACCCACACCGGGGAGAAACCCUUUAAAUGCACCGAUUGUGGGAAGAGCUUCAGCCGGAGCGGGAGCUUGACGGUGCAUCAACGAGUCCACACAGGGGAGAAACCGUUCAAAUGCUUGGAAUGCGGAAAGGGCUUCAACCGGAGCAAGAAGCUAGCAGUGCACCAAAAAAGCCACGCAGGAGAGAAACCUUGCGCAGAUUGUGGAACGAAUGCCCAUCUUACGGGAGAAUGCACUCGCCGUCCGAAAACAUUCACAGGGGAGAAACCAUACAAAUGCAUGGAAUGUGGAAAGGACUUCAGCGAACGCGGUUUGUGGCUCAAGCACCAACGAACUCACACAGGGGAGAAACCCUACAAAUGUACGGAAUGUGGGAAGACCUUCGGAGAUAGCGAAUCGUGUGCCGCGCAUGAAAGAACGCACACAGGGGAGAAGCUGCACGAGUGCGUGGAAUGCGGAAGGAGGUUCACUCAGCGUGGAAGCCUCCGUUUGCAUCAAAGGACCCACACGGGAGAGAAGCCCUUCAAAUGCAUGGAGUGCGGGAAGAGCUUCAGCCAGAGCGGCAACCUGACUUUGCACCAGAGGACCCACACCGGGGAGAAGCCCUUCCAGUGCAUGGAGUGCGGGAAAGGCUUCACCAAUGGCAGCUCCUUGAAGGUGCACCAGCGGACCCACACAGGGGAGAAGCCUUAUAAGUGCCAGGACUGUGGGAAGAGUUUCAUUGACAGCGGGUCAUGCACUAGGCAUCAAAAAACUCACUCGGGGGAGAAGCCGCAAAAGGGGUCCAGGUUGCCAGGAUCACACAACUCCCCUGCCCCGGUGGCUCCGUCGGAUGCCAGUUUGCUUCUGGGAACAAAUGGUCAUGACUUACAAAGAGCUAUAUGACUUCUGAUAAAUGAUAUCUGAUAAGUCAGGGGUCCCCAAACUUUUUAAAAAGGGGGCCAGUUCACGGUCCCUCAGCCUGUUGGAGGGCCGGACUAUAGUUUUUUAAAAAAAAUUAUGAACAAAUUCCUAUGCAUACUGCACAGAUCUUAUUUUGAAGUAAAAAAAAAACCAAAACAAAAAUGAUGAUGAUAAUGAUGAUGAUGAUAAUAAUAAUAAUAAUAAUAAUAAUAAUAAUAAUAAUAAUAAUAAUAAUAAUAAAUCACAUAGUCCUAAACACUUGGGAAGUGUUCAACUUGUGAUUUUGUGAUAUGAAAUCCAGCAUAUAUAUCUCGUUUUCUGUGUCAUACUAUGUCUUUGUGUCAAUAAUAAUAAUAAUAAUAAUAAUAUAAUAAUAAAAAAGGGGGUUGGAAGAGACCCCUUGGGCCAUUUAGUCCAGCCCUCUUCUGCCUUCAUGCACCAAAAGCACAAGCAAAGCACACCUUAAUAAUUAAUUAUUAAUUAAAUAAUAAUUAAAAUACCAUUAUAAACAAGCAAAGCUUUGGAAGGCACACACACCUUUCUCAAUGGAGGCCGCGGGGGGCCUGAUAAAUGGCUUUCAUGGGCUGCAUAUGGCCCCCGGGCCUUAGUUUGGGGACCCCUGUGAUAAGUCAUAUCCUAUCCUGCCUAUAUAAUCCUGCCUGGUUCUUGAGAUGCUUAAGAAGGGGCAAAAUAAAGAUAGAUGGCAUGUUGGUCAAGUGUUGCUAGAAAAAGAAGCUGGGUUGCUAUACGUGUGAAAUUGAGGAGGGGAACCACGUGCGAGAGAAUUUGGUAUCUAUAAGAGCAUAGAGCUCAGCAUAGCCAGUGCUAAAUAUGAGCUUAUGGGAGGAGUCAUGCUCCAGAGCAGGAACCCUCUCUGACUCCAAACAGCACAUCAGGUUGGUAAAAUCAGCAAGCAGGUUAUGUAAGCAAAGCAAUAAAGAGUAGUAAAACAGUAUAAAAUCCAAGAUAGUCCAGAAACUUUAGCAAGAAACUAGAUCCAUUAGUACAGCAGAAACUCCCAGGCAAAAAGCUUAAAUCUUGGCAGCUGACGUUGACUCGACUAAAUAUUAGAAUCAAUAUAAACUCUUUCCAAAAGCCGAAACUGACAGGAAAGCAUUCUCACUCUCCCACUAGAUAACAGGUUGCUAUCUUUCCUUUGCUGUAAACGAGCCAAACGCCUGAGAUUCUGAAAGUGCUGCCUCUGUUUAUUAAAACUCUGCUUUCUGUUCAAGGUUUCACUAUCCUCUCCCUCCGCACCUGGCACAGCAAACUCGGCGUCAUUUUCAGGCUGCUGCUCUGAGAAAAUAAGUGAAAGGUCUUUUCCAGAAAUAUGACCUUGCUCAGAUGCUUGCUCAGGCCUCUCUUCUGAACUUAACUCUGGCCCAAGCCUGUCAUCAUGGACAUCAUCCUGAUCAUCAUUGCCUUCAUGAUGGCAGACACAAUCACAGGCUGAACAGGAUAACAUACAACAGUUGUAAACAGGAGAGACAACAGGGCCAGGCUUUAGCACAGCAGGUUAAUCGCCAAGCUGCAAUAAAUCUUGCCAACUGGAAGAUUGGGAGUUCGAAGCCUGGGUCAGGGUGAGCUCCAGACCUUUAGCCCAGCUUCUGCGUACCUAGCAGUUCAAAAACUGUGAGUAGAUAAAUAGGAACCGCAUUAAAAUGGGGAGGUAUUUAGGCUCUGCAUUUCGAUCAGAAAAAGGAGCAGGUUUAUGAACAAAGACAGCUCUUUGGGAGAGAGAUGGAGCGACAGCACCCCCGGUGGCUGGAACCGAGCACAGCCUCCAAAGAUGCCGGAAGAUGGAAAAGCCUAUAUAUGCCUCUAUCUGUUGUCUGUCUUGUCAUUGUUAUGAUUGGCAUUGAAUGUUUGCCGUAUAUGUGUUCUGUGAUCGGGGUGAGAAUAUAAAUACUGUAAAUAAAUAAAUGUUCUGGUAAGAAUUGAAAAGGUUAAAAAAUACUUUUACUGUUGCAGGUAAUAUAUCUCAAAUAAAAAAUGUAGACAGACAAA